Molecule: messenger RNA, 1669 nt
Organism: Ricinus communis (castor bean)
Lineage: Eukaryota; Viridiplantae; Streptophyta; Magnoliopsida; Malpighiales; Euphorbiaceae
Product: NDR1/HIN1-like protein 13
Exons: 1
Coding region: 243-1481 (412 amino acids)
Cellular component (GO): plasma membrane
Source: RefSeq, a predicted model, not a curated record
AUUUUUUAUUUUUUUUAUUUUUUUAAUCUAUAAAUGCACGUUAGAAUUAGGAGAGUGUGGAUUCUAUAUCUUGAAGCAAAACCAUUUAGCUGGGGCUGGCUUAACUUGAUAUACAACUUAAAGUAAAGGAAUCAGUACUAAAGAUUACUUGCCUCCCAUAAUUAGCAUAUAUUUGAUUCUUUGCCUUGCCAUGAAUCCUACUUGAAGUUCUCAAGAAGUCAUCCUAUUUUUCUUCCAUUCGCAUGAGACUAGUCUUCAUAUUCCCCUUAAUUUCUAUUCUUCAUUUCCAGUCAAAAUUUGUUACUAGCAUCAUGUCUCACUCGGAAACUAACCCUCACUUUAAACCACUACAGCAGCCUGAAGGCCAACCACCUAGUCCUGGGGUGACACCGCCUAGUCCAGAGGUGGCACCGCUCCAGCGUUGGAACCAACAAAACCAGCCUGGUUCACGUGGGAUAAGACAUCAAGGGGAACGUUCCAAAUCACAGCGUUCAAAGGGCAGGGAACCACAGGGUGGUGGCACACUUCAACGUCCACGGGACAGGGAGCUGCAAGGUGAUGGCACAUUACAAUCUUCACGGAAGCAAUCUGUCCCACGUCAAGAUCUUACUCCACCUGAUCCGCGGCAUGGUGGUGGUGGAUACUCUACUCCAUGGUUGUUUCCACAACAACCAGAUGAAGCUCACCGAGUUCACAAUCCACAGCGUGGUAGCAAAUACCAUAGUCCAUGGAUACCUCUACCGCAACUUCAAGAUGAGCACCCCAAGCAGCCUGACAGUGCCAAGGUCACAUCACCACAGCAUCAAGAAGAAGACCACCAUCCCCUCCAUCCCCGUGAUCCUAGUCUCCCACCAGCACACCAAGAGAACUGCCCUCGCCAAUCAAGUGGUUUGCGAACACCAGCUCCACAGCGAACCAGGCCAAUAACAUGGUUAGCUGCAGCCUUCUGCGCAAUUUUCUGGAUUGUAAUAUUUCUAGGAGGACUCAUUGUGCUCAUUGUCUAUCUAGUCUAUCGCCCACGUAGUCCUCGGUUCGAGGUGUCUAAUGUGAGCUUGAAUGCAGUCUACGUUGAUGCAGGCUCUCUGUUAAAUGCUGAUAUCACCUUGCUUGCAAACUUCACCAAUCCAAACAAGAAGGUGGCUGUGGACUUCAAUCACAUUAUCAUUGAUCUAUACUAUGGGAAUACUCUUAUAGCUACUCAAUACAUCGAGUCUUUCUCAACAGCAAGGGCUCAAUCCGUGUUUGCAAAUGUUCAUAUGGUAACUAGUCAGGUUCUGCUUCCCUUAGGGGAAAGUGCUCAGCUUCAGGAGCAGAGUAAUAAAAAUGGAAUCAUAUUUAAUGUCAAAGGAGUAUUUCGAGUGCGAUCUAACCUGGGAAGUUUCCUUAGAUACUCCUAUCGCCUAUAUGGUCAUUGCACCAUCAUGCUGACUGCCCCUCCUAGUGGAGUCCUACGAGCAACCAGAUGCAGAACAAAACGUUAAGAUAGAUUUCUCGAGUAAAAUUGAUUUUGCACAUUGUCAAGAAUGAUUGUUCCUCCUUGCCUCAUAGUUCUCUUUAACUACUCAUUACAUUGUUUUCAGGGAAUCACUACAUCCCAGCUUUAAGUUCGUCCAAUCUUUGUUAUAUUCCUCUCUACAUAAAAGUGAAUACAAUGUCCGAAAAUUAUCUA